This is a messenger RNA of Homarus americanus (American lobster), 6646 nucleotides long. RefSeq names its product MATH and LRR domain-containing protein PFE0570w-like. The transcript has 2 exons. The coding region runs from base 2114 to 3940 and encodes 608 amino acids. Lineage: Eukaryota; Metazoa; Arthropoda; Malacostraca; Decapoda; Nephropidae. The record is from RefSeq and is a predicted model, not a curated record.
UUCUCGCUCCGAAAAAGUUUGCCCUUACAGUUUUCUGGACAUGUGGUUUCUUCAACCUUGAGCUGUGUCCCCAUGUGUCCGGGCCAAGGCAAAGAACCCUUGACAUAGUGGUGAGAGUUACAUGCGUUACUGCUGUGCCACCAACAUCCUAAGGAUGAAAUACUGUAAUGUGAAUUCGGGAAAAAAAUCGAAACCGUCUCCAUUUUUUUUGGAAGGGGGGAGCAGAUUCCAAGGAUGGAGUACGUAAUGCGCAAUUUCCGGAAAAUUCUGAUAAAAUUUUCCCAGUACUACUGUACCCAGAAAAAUUCUGGGGAUGUGGGAUUUUUUCAGGUUUGAGAGUCAUCUUGUUACCCGGAAAUCUCUCAUUCCCGGAACAGCUCUGCACCAAUUGUUCCGGGUAACAGAAUAUCUCCACUAGCCGAAUCCUUCAAACCGGAACUCUCUGAUAGCUGGAAUUGAAAUUUUAUCGGAAAAUCGUUUCCAAAGCUGUAAUUUUGUGGAAUAUUAGGGCUUUGGGAACGAUUUUUUGAGGGGCACAUUUUCCAGAAAAUUCAAAACAAGUUUUCCCAAUACAGGGGUACCCGGAAAAUUCUGGGCAAUUUUUUUUUAUUUAUUUAUUUAAAUUUUUUUUCUCCAGGUUUUGAGAGGUGAAAAUUCGGUGCAUUUUCCAGAAAAAUUCGGAGAAAAAAUUGUUGGUGCCCAGAAAAUUCCGGGGAAGGGGGAUAUUCUUCUGGGUUCGAGAGAUGACGUAAUGAGCAAUUUUGAGAACUUCUGAGAACAUUUUUCAGUUACCCAGAAAAUUCCGGGGAUGAGGGAUUUUUUCCGGCUUUGAGAGAGUCGUCUCGUUACCCGGAAAUCUCUCAUUCCCAGAAGUGCUCGGCACCAGUUGUUGUGGCUAAUGGAGAUAUCACUAUUAGGAUCAGCUCGGACCAGGCAACAUUCCCUAAAACUCGCUGGGUUAAGGAGUUUUGCUUUAAGUAAAUUGUGUGGUUUGAAAGUAUUAUUUGUUAUAACUAAUUAUCAUAAUGUAACAUUAUAAAAUACUGUAUUGUGUUAUGUAUAAUAUUGUUCCUUUUGAGAGAGAAAGGGAGAUAGAGGCAGGACAUAAUAAUGAAGGAUUGCGGAGCUGAGCAGAAUUGCUGAUCCACAUGCUGUUGGUGUCCCUUAAGCAUCCACCAAUCAAAUGCGUUGGGGACUGGGUUUGUUUUUUCCAAUUUAAGUAGAACGGCUAUUUGUUUGUUAAUUAUGAUUGAGUUUGAGGAAUAUGUUUCUAUACUCAAGUUCAAACACUUUUAUAUUUCAUAGACCCAUAUUAAACAAAAUACAUACUGUUCAGAGUUAGGAUAUGGGUCCGUUAGGGCAUCUAUAAACAUUUAGUUGUCUUGGGCAUAAAUCUUGAAUCAAUGCAGAUUUGAUGAGAUCUGCAGUGAAUGUAUACGAUACUAUAUUUACAGUAGAUGGUAUGAGGCGCUCAGAACCAGAGUGGCAAAGCAACCAAAAUCAUGUUUUGCACUAGAUCCGUUUUAGGUCUCAUAAGGUAGGAAAUUUGGCUUAUUUUUAAGGUACCAGUAUGCUGUACAGUAUAGGACCCUUUAAAUUGGUUGGGUUUAAGUUAUAAAGAAAUAAAAAUUUUAUCAGCCACCACAUUCCAUAACCUGUAAUAAAAUAUAAAUAAUCAUUAUCAUUAAUGUAUGACAUUAUGAUGUAAAUACGCACCGACAAAGGAAAUAUUGAUACACGUGUGGCUGGUGCUGUGCUAUUACCUACGGCUGGUUGGCUAUGUUCACCUGUAGAUUCCUCAGUCAGGCUCCAUGGCUCAUUUGCAUUACAGUUUGUAAGAUAUGGAAACACUUCCUUUUCUGAAGGAAUCUGGCUCUAAUGCUAAGAUGAAGAUCCUCUCCCUUAUCAGCUGAUGUGGUAGAGAAACACGUUCAAACAAAACCAAUAAAAUCCAGGAGUUGGUUUGUCAUUCUGGCUCUGAACAUCUCAUAUGCAGAACUUUAAAUUCUGAUGACUGUCAAAAGACAGGUUCUUAAGGCUCAAAGAAUUAAUUUGCUAACAUGCUUUAUACAUGUAUGUUGCAGUACAUUAGUUGGGAACAUGUGAAGUAGUAAUGAAUAUGUAUGAUUUGUUGAAAAACUUUGAUUAUAACUUGAUACUACAGUAUAAGUACUUUUGUGUUUUCAAACAAGUUUUGAAAUUUCUUGUAAAAGAACCUGUUAUAGUAUUGUCAAAGAGAUUUUUUUUGUAUGUUCAUCCCCAUCACUUAUUACAGAUUUCUGGAGAGAGAAGUGUCACUGUACCAGAACACACCAUGGCUGAAAAUUUGAUGGGUUUGAAGUCUGAAGACAGAUUCAGUUCUACUGGGUCUUUAAAUACUAAGAAUAUAUAUAAACCGGCUUUAUCUGAGUACAUUACGAGUCCUCCUAGAUGGCCUAACUUAAACAGCAGUUCUUCAUCUGAGAAUUCAGAUAAUUUAUCAAGGAGAGACAAUAGUGACUUUGAGGACAGUGACAGUUCUAUAUAUAUGUCUAAAGGGCAUUGCUUCCCUAGUUGGCCUAUGGAUGAUUCCAGUUGUGGUACCUCUAGCUACUCUAUUGAUGAAGAUAGGUCAAUUUUGAAUGAAGAUUCAAUAUUUCUGGAUGAUGGUGAAGAAGAUGAUGAUGAUGAUGAUGAUGAUGAUGAUGAUGAUGAUGAUGAUUAUUACUCUCAGUCUGAGAAAUCUAAUUUGUCAGAGAGCAUUAAGGAAACCAUUCCCUUAACUAAUACAAGAAACACCAUGUCACAAAAGAAUAACCUAGAUAGCUUCAAAUCUGAAAUAAAUAACAAUAAAGUCGUAGAGUCUCCGUAUAUUGUCACCACUGCCCUUAUGUCUCAAGUCAGUGAAAAUACCAAAAUGUCUCCAGAUAAAAUGAGAGAGGAGAUAGAAAAUAAUGGUAUUGAAACAGAAGAGUCUAAAGGAAGGAGUAGAAUGUGGUGUUAUGCUAAAUCCAGGCUGGACAUAGAAAUUCAAAACUUAGAAGUAUAUAUUCAUAGUAUGGAGCUUCAUAUACCCAUGUUGAAAUCAUUGUUGGACAAUCUAAAAUCAUUGAAAACAUCUGGACAAAUGCAUAAAUUAGAACAAGCAGAUGAAAUUUUUUUUCUUCCAUAUGUGAAUGUUGCUCCACAUUCUACGAGAGAGAGAAAAAAAGCAGACAUAAGGCCUUUUGAUAAAAAGGGGAAAGAUUUAAAAAUUCAUCUAUUAGAACCAAAGACCUUCUUUGAUAAAAAUAUGCCAGAAACUGACAUCACCUUGAGCAUAAAGAAUGAGGAAAAUAUUAAGAAAGAGCAAGUCAGUAACCAGGACAGGUUAGAUUAUGGUGAGACUUCCAGUCUGAUAAAUAAAUGGCAGUUUGAUUAUCCUCAUAUCUGUUUAACUCCAUCAUGUGAGCAGUGUAGUGCAUUCUGCCAAGAAAAAAUUAGUCCUUCACAGUACAUUAGUGUUAACUCGGAGAAGCCACUUCAAGGAGAGGUUGAAACUCUGGGCUCAAAAGGUCAUGGCUGUUGUGUUAUGCCACCGGACAGUGUCCUUCAAAACACUAGAACUGUCAAGAAGGGAAAAAAAAAAAAAAAACAUUACUCCAAUCCUUGUGGAAAAUAUAAUGAUCAUCAAAAACGUUACUUCACAAUGCCUACAGGAAACAAAGGAAAGUGUUUUAAUAGAAGAUCAACCCAAAAAAGUUCCGUCAUUCCUGUACAACAAAAGUUUCGCUGCCAGCAAGAUGAACGUCCGAAUGAGCGACGUUUGUCAUUGAGGUCUUACAACAAGUCAUUUAACACAAGUACCCCGAAACCCAACAUUCAGGUUAAAGACCCUUCCAUAACUGAGCCCGACUUUAUAAAGAUUGUCAGUUCUCCGCGAUAUAAGUUGCGGACCCGUUCAAAACAACACUCACUGUGAAAAACUCAUUAAUGUGAUUCUGCCGAGCGCGAUCCAUAUUAGUGCCAUGAUGGAAGUGAGAUAUAUCGAGUGAAUAUCUUUUUUAUGUUUUCCUUUUCCUUUUAUGUAAUUUUAAUUUUCUAUUGAACUUUGGUCCAUUUUUUCUUGAUUAUAUAUUAAAUAGGAGGAAUAUACAGUUAUGUAAAAUGAAGUGUUGGAUAUAAGAUUAUAGUAUGUACAGUACUGUAUAUUAUAUUGAUAUGUGUAUUUGGUUUAAAAGUUCUUUUGUAUUUUAAGGGGAAUGGAAGAAAUAUCCGUCUUUGUACUUUCUUUGUAAUAUAAUAUAUAUAUAUAUAUAUACACACACACACACACACACACACACACACACACACACACACACACACACACACACACAUGUCCAGCAAUCCCGUGUUUUUCGCUGGAAUUACAUUCCUGAAACCCCUGCGAAAAGCCAAAACCACGAAUACUCUUUUAGGAAUCACUGUACCUGUGGCCACCAAACAGCUCAGGUAGGUCAUGCACUUAACCACACCAUACUCUCCACUAACGGCCCAGUGGUCACACUGAUCACUGAUGCACUGUACCGGCAUUUACCAACAUCAUUAUUUGAAACUAAUCAUAUUGUAGUAUAAUGAUGGAAAAACGUAAAUACAGUUACAAUAAAAAAAAAAUUAUUUACAAGUCAAUAAAUUUUUUUAUAUUUCGCUGAGGUCGGCAACACCUGCACUGCCAGCCUCUCUCUGCUGUCCUGGCGUCCGCCCGCCCUCUCGCAGUCACAGUAGCGAUCACAGUACAGUAGGCACGUGUGGACUGAUGCUUCUCGGGGCAGCGGGUGUCUUGAGGUGGGAAAGGGUGGCGUCUGUUUGCCGCACCUCACGGGAAUCUCGAAAAUGGCGCGAAAUUUAACUGAGUUAAUGGAGGAUUUCUUGUAUAAGUUAUGUUAUUAGAUUUUUAUUUAGUGCUGGAACAAUGUGGUCUAGUCAAUAACUUUAGCAUUCGUUUUAAGGGCACAAUCUUUAUUACUAUCACUACAGCAAAGUACUGUAAGAUGAAGUCAUUCUUGAAAAAGUUAUUAUAUUAAGUAGCAUUUUAUUAUCUGGAUAAAUUUAUAUUAGAUUUUUAUAUUCUAUCAUCAUGUGUUACAGUAUUUUUUAAUUAGCAAAACAAAUUUUUUAUGAUUUACAGUUCUGGCUGUUGCUGUUUUAGUAUAAAUUUGAGAUGACUAUAUCAUGGAAAUGUAUGUGAUUCAAUAUCUUGGCACUAGUUAUUGAGAUAUGAGACUAUGGCACUACAGAAGGGAAUGUUUCAUUAUAAGGAUUUAGGCUAGUACUGUUUUUUUAGUAUAGUGUUUAUAUGUCUAGUUUUACUAGGUUGGCUUCUAGAUCUUUUUAUCUUUUUUCUCAUUUAUAAUACUAGAUGGUGUAAGGAUCAUUUCCAAAUAAUAUAAUAGGCAUUUUACAUCUUUGUAUGAAUACAAUUUAAAUUACUGUAUCUAAAAAAAGAAAAGGUGAUUAGACUGACCUUUUAUUAUUAUUAUUAUUAUUAUUAUUAUUAUUUUUCUUGAUUCACUGUCUUGUAUGUGAUUCUCAGGGGCAUUGCUUUCACCGUAUACUGGUAUUCUUUCUUUUCUUUCCAUGUUUGUAAAGUUUUUCUCUUGCUAAUACCGGUCCAAAAAAAUCUCAUGUUCAUGAGGUUUAACGCACAGUUAUAUGGUGCUUGCUCUUUAUUCCAAAUUUGGUUUUCACAUGCCAGAUAACUAAAUGCUAAACACAUUAUACCUAUCUUAUUAAUAAAUAGUUGCCUGUUGCAUUUGAGAUCAAAGCUCAAAUUUUCUCUGGAUAUGUUGGUAGGUAUUAUGUGCUUGAGCAUAAUACUAUGGGCAUAAUACUGUACAUGUAACUUUUAAGGUAUGGUGAUUUAAAAAAAUUAUAUAUGUGAUAAAUCUUGGGACAUUUUUUUGUUGCAUAUUUUAUCCACACUUCUUACUAUAUAUUACUGUGCUGUAGUGUUUGAAAGAUUAUAACAAAUUCCUUUUUAGGUGACAGUGAUACAAACUUACAUGCAGUAUAUAUUUUUGUUAAUUGGUUGUCCAACAUUAGUCUAUGUGGAGAGGUGCAACAAGCUGUAUGUUUUAUUGAGAUAAUAUAUAGGUAGAUAGGUUACCUUCCUUAACUAUGUACAGUAUAGUGUGAAAAAAUGAAGCUUAAAAAUAUUUUCUUUUGAAUGUUAUACAUUUUAAAUACAAUAUUCAGAAUACACUGUACAUAUUAAAUGUUUCAUUUUAUAUUGUUUUUAAGUUCAGUAUAAAUGCAGUAGAACAUAUUUUGAAAACCUAAUUAGUUUCCCCUUUCUUUCUUGCUAACACCAUGCUGUGUAGAUUCUUCUUCAUUUACUUUCAUUUAUUUUAGUUGGUGUAAAAUAUUUGGUAAUUUUGUUCCUGUUCAAUAGCACCUUAAGAUAUGUCAUGAAACCCAGUGUCACGUAGAAACUACUUAAUAUGCUAUAAUAUCAUCAUUAUUAUUAUUGAAUGUGUGUGAUUGUGGUAAAAGUGAGAAUCUAAUUGAGUGUAUCAACUAGCAGCAAGUACAGUAAGGAUUCACGUUUAGAAUGAUCUGUUAUGAUGUGCUGUAUCUGUAAAGAUUUUAUUUUGCUCAUCUUUUUAAGACUUUGUGUAAUAAGUAGCAAAUAAAGGAUUGCAUUGUU